CAUACAUCAGAACACCACGUAUUCGCAAUGCAACUCGAGGUUGGAAUAUAGCCUUAUAAACGGACCACCUCUGAUCACAAGACGUCGCUCAAACCAUUAAGGAUACAUACAAUACAAUAAUGGUUGACUGAGAUCAUUCCGAGAUUAUUUAGAAUACAGUGUUGAUGUGAGGCUUGCGGGCGCGGACAGAAAGAACAUUCAGUGCUGUCAGGAGACGUCAUGGAGGGGAAGAUCAGCUUACCCAAUGCAUCACAGAACAAGCAUCCACUGCCCGAUGAUGCAGAACACUCGAACCGGAGCGCCAUAGAGGGGAAGAUCAGCUUACCCACUGCAUCUCAGAACAACCAUCCAUUGUCCGAUGAUGCAGAACACUCGAACCAUUCGAUAUGCUGUUCUCAAAGACUGAUUGUGGUAUUAAUGGUUUUUUUGGGGGGAGUUAUGGUUGAGACCAACAGGUCAAAUCUCAGCAUGGCCAUCGUGUGCAUGGUCAACGACACCACCGGCAACUACAUCAACGGUACAAAGACAAUACAAACACAAUCAGAGAAUGCGGAGUUCUACUGGUCUAAGGGAGAACAGUCUGGAAUUCUCAGCGCGUAUUACUAUGGGUACAUGGUAACACAGAUUCCAUCUGGAAUACUGGCCGCGAAAUAUGGCGGGAAAAACGUCAUGUUUAUUGGGAUGCUGAUUGGCUCGACCGCCUCAUUGCUUCUACCAAUCAGCGCCCGGACGUCCAUCUAUCUGGUGUAUGCACUGAGGGUGAUUCUUGGGCUGGCCAUGGGAGUCUUUAACCCGACUAUACAGUCCAUGAUUGGCAGAUGGGCGCCGCCAUUGGAGAGAACCAUACUUACAGCUAUCUGCUAUUCAGGAUUUUCGUUUGGAAUCAUAGCCACGUUCACAAUAUCAGGAUAUAUGUGCAUCUAUGGUUUCGAUAAUGGCUGGGGGUCCAUUUUCUAUGUUCCAGGAGCUAUAUCGAUGUUAUGGUGCUGCCUGUGGUAUAUAACGAUCGCCAGCACACCAGCUCAGCAUCCUCGAAUCUCGAAGAGGGAGCGGAACUACAUUAUUCAGGGAAUAGGGGAGACAUCGCAGACUUACAAAACGCCAUGGGCGGCCAUUUUGGUGUCUCCCGCGUUUCGGGCGUUUGUAGUCGGACAUGUGUGUUUCGCCUGGCUCGUGUACACUCUGACGACCAAUACACCUACGUUUUUCAAGGAGGUUCUGAACUUUGAUAUAGCAGAGAACGGGUUGUUGUCCGCCGUCCCCUCUACCAGCCAGACUGUUUUUGGGCUGCUGGCCGGUCAGGUCUCAGACUAUCUCCGGUCAAGGAAAUACCUCAGCACAACAGCCACUCGGCGGAUAUUUCAGAGUAUUGCAUUCCUUGGGGCAGGUGCGUGUCUGGUUGGCACAGGCUUUAUGGACGCUGAGAAGCGAUAUUUUGCAGUAUUUCUGUUAGCAGCUGCAAUGGCAUUCAUGGGAUUGACGACAGCCGGAGUGCUGGUCAACACCGCCGACUUUGCUCCAAGAUACGCUGGAAUAUUGUUCGGUAUUUCUAACACUGUUGCAACAACACCAGGGAUGUUAGCACCUCUCCUUGCCGGCAUCCUAACACCGAAUAAAACUCAGGAAGAAUGGCGGAACGUGUUCUACGUCUGUGGGGGAGUCUGCAUCCUUGGAACUUUGGUGUUUGGCACCCAGGCCAGGGGGGAGCUGCAGCCCUGGGCCGUGGAACAGGCGACGGUGGACGUGGAGGAGGGGGAGGGGCGGGAUGUAACAGGGGGGGUGACCAAUGAUGUUGUUAUCAACGGGAGGCCUAAAAACAACACGACAUUCAUGUCAACCAAUCUAUAA
This is a messenger RNA of Haliotis rufescens (red abalone), 1848 nucleotides long. RefSeq lists its product as uncharacterized. Bases 220 to 1848 code for a protein of 542 amino acids. Gene Ontology annotation, molecular function: transmembrane transporter activity. The transcript is spliced from 13 exons. Gene Ontology annotation, biological process: transmembrane transport; monoatomic anion transport. The record is from RefSeq and is a predicted model, not a curated record. Lineage: Eukaryota; Metazoa; Mollusca; Gastropoda; Lepetellida; Haliotidae.